Molecule: messenger RNA, 40838 nt
Organism: Xyrichtys novacula (pearly razorfish)
Lineage: Eukaryota; Metazoa; Chordata; Actinopteri; Labriformes; Labridae
Source: the annotation of a GenBank genome assembly
AUGGCAGGAGCAAUUAUAGAGAACAUGAGCACAAAGAAAUUGAUCAUUUUUGGCUUCUUUAUCCUCCUUUUCCAGGUACUUUCAAUUAUGGUUGGAGCAUUUAUUGGUAAGUAGUAAUAUUUUGUUCAUGUAUUGUAAACAAGUUUUAUUUCAAGAAAGUGUAGCUUAAAUCUUUUGUGCUUGUUAAGAACCAAAGCAGCUAAAUAACUUCAAAUUAUAUUUUGUGUAGUAAGAAAGUUACAGGUCAAACAGCUCAUUUUUGACAGACUAUUCCCCUCUGUCAUAGCUCCUACCCCCACCAGUGCCAUCCACUACCUUGCCACUAAAUGCAUUGACCGCCACAGGACACGCAGCUCGCAGAUGCCAUGGGGGACAAACCGGUGCCAGCAGAUCCACAGCUUUGAUGCGCCUCUUGCAAAAUUACUGGAUGCCAACGAUAUUGUGUUUGCUGUGCAUAUCCCUCUCCCCGACAGGGAGAUGAGCCCCUGGUUUCAGUACAUGCUGGCUUUUCUGCAGGUUGAUAUUGCCUUCAAAAUGAUCAACCAGAUUGGUAAGAAAUGCAUUUUUUGUCACAAGUUCUGAUAGAAUUGGUGAAAGAUGUAUUUUAUUUUAUUUUUAUUAAUUCUUGAUGUGGACUACACAAAUGUUUUUGUCACAGAGGAUGAUGUCGUCAUCACUAUUGAUGCUGGCCUGGCCUACAGGGAUCAUUUGAAAUCUAAGUGGACUACAAAGUUUCACUCAGUGGAGCAAAGGCCACUCAGGUGCACCUUUGAAGUCCCCAAGGUAAAUCUGCAUUGGCUUUUCUUCUUUUCUUCUCUCCCUGAUAAAGGCUUGAUGCUGAAACACGUCUAGGUUUGCUAUUAAGGUCUACAUGACCAUGCUGUUAAAAUAAAGGCAUUUUAUAUUAUUGAGAGAGUGCCUUGGAGUUUUUUCUCUUUUUGCUUCAAUGACUUCGUGAAUCCCAUUCCAAAGAGCACCUCAGACUAACUCUUUGUUGAGUCCAGGUAGCAACCCUUUCCUUUUGUCUUCUGUAUUGGGUUUUAACAAAAAAAUAAUUUUCAUGACUGAUUAACCUGAAGUAAAUUUUGACCAUUAUUCAAUUCAAUUAUCUAUAAAAUAUACAUAUUUUCAGAGCUGAUAGUUACUCGUAAAAGGUAGUAGUGGUUCAUUUUCUGUUGACAGACCAGAGUGAAUCAAUCCAUAAAUGCUAAUACAUCAUUUCUGAAGGUUUUACUUGAAUAGUAACCCGUCUGAGUUCAUACUUUUGCAGACUUAUGAAAAUGAAGGCCGCUUUUAUCAGUGUGACCCCAUACCAUUCAUGGAACUGGGAAGUGUGGCGCAUAAAUACUUUCUCAUUAACCUCCGUCUGCCAGUGAAUGACACAAUUAAUGUUGGCAUUGGAGAUAUAAAGGACAUCCAUGUAGUGGUGAGUUUAACCUCUGUUAAGUCAACAUCUAUGUUGAUCGAAUGAAAAUUUGAAGUCUCUAUAUUUAAACAUAAAUGUCUUUGCUCUUUAGGGCAUUCACCAGAAUGGAGGCUUCACCAAAGUGUGGAUCAGCAUGAGGACCGUGUUCAGUCCCUGGACAUUUGUGGCCACAGUUUGGUACUGGCACAGGAUCAGCCUUAUGGCAAGACCUCCAGUCCUCUUAGAAAAGUAUGAGUGAGCGGAGGAUAAUGGCUAAGAGUGUAAUAUUUUUAUCAAAUCCAGUGUGUUUCUAUUCACAUUCUUUUUGUGUCACUCAUUAGAAAUACUUUAAAGGUAGAGAUACUUUACUUUAAAGGUGCUGUGAGAAGUUUUAAACUGGCAAAGAAAUAGGCUUUAACUGAUAAUCAUGUUUUUCUUGUUGUCUACAUGUUCAUAUGGCAUUUUUCUGAUGCUACAGGGCAUAUCAUGGGAAAAGUAAAUACAGAAUUGUAUUUCAAAGUAUUUUUGCAUUCAAAUCACUGUGAACUUAUGGCAGACCCAAAAGGCAGGUUCAGACAGUGAGAUUUCCUACACAGCAAAUCCAAGCUCCGCCCCCGGAACACCGCUAUGCAGGCCAGACUCGGAAAAAUAGACAAGAUGAUUGUGGAACAACUGUGUGCAUUAGCAGAUGGAAAUGCUCAUAAGACAGCUAAUUAUGAUACUAACUUUCAUUACGUCCCUAGAGACAUUAGUCUAUCUAUCUAUCUAUCUAUCUAUCUAUCUAUCUAAAAAAAAAGAUCGGACUCACCAAGAAAGCUGUAAUAACACUGUGGUAUUUUUCAUUGUUACAAACAGUCUAUUAUUUAAUAAUAAUGACAGGACAGGACCCCCCCCCCCCCCCCUGGUCUGUUACUCAGCCUUACUGUUAUGUCAAGGAGACAGUUAUGAAUUCAAGACAACUCUACCACCAUGAAAAGUGCAGUAAAAGCAUGUGAGUAAUGUGUCAUGGACUGUCAAUGUUUGGAAAAAGCCAUUGAAAAAAUAAAUGCAGUUUAUAGGGAGUUCCCUUCCUGAACUGAAAUGGACUAUGCUGAAUCUUGCACUGACUUUCAGGUCAAACUGUAUUGUGGUUGAAUUAUUUUUGUUGUCCUUUACAUUAAACACUAUGGGUCUCUGUCAAUCCCUACAUUUGUACAGGCUUAGGAUGUUUUUGCUGGUUGAACACUGUUUUUAAAAGGUAGUUGUAAAUGCAACCCAGAUCUUAAAAGUCAUUCAGUGAACCUAAAGCCCCAGAUGAACCUUCUUUCAUACUUUGAAGUAGUAUCAGAGCUCGAGGUUUGCUUUUUUUGUACAGCAGGUGAAAUGACUAGUGCUUUGUGUUACAUGCUUAAGUGCCCUGAAUCAGGUCAAUACUUGCCCCACAGCAGAAAGUCACCUGUUUUUUGUUUUGUUCUGUUUUUUUAAACAAAUGUAAAGAGAUGCUCGUGUGUUAUUAUGCUGUGCAGGGUGAUUUUUGCUCUCGGCAUCUCCAUGACGUUCCUGAACGUGCCUGUGGAGUGGCUUUCUCUGGGCUUUGAGUGGACAUGGAUGCUGCUGUUUGAAGAUGUUCGGCAGGGUGUCUUUUACUCCACUCUCUUCUGUUUCUGGAUAAUCUUCUGUGGUGAACACCUCAUGGUCUGCAAAUGUCAGUUGUUCUCAAAUGUACACCUCAAAUACUUUCAUUCCACUUAUACUAUCCUUUAUACUCUGCAGGACCAAAGUCAGAGGAAUCAGUUCUCAACGUACUGGUGGCAGGUUGGGCUGGUGGUGUUUGGCUCGUCUAUCCUCCUCAUAUUUGACCUGAGUGAAAGGUAAUGGCAUGACUGCUGUAAUGAGAUAGCUAUGAAUUCAUUGCUAUAUCUCUUUUUAAAUGUUAAUGUACUGUAUGUGUUUUGAAGGGGGGUUCAUCUGACCAAUCCUUUCUACAGUGUUUGGGCCUCAGAAGUUGGGUCAAGGGUGGCAGUAUCCUUUUAUUUUUACUCAUUAUGUUCUGAUUUAUGAGAACAUACUUGAAUAUUGAUCCAGGCUCUUUCCUUGACUGUUCUCUUGGAAAACUUUCAUUAUUGUUGCAGGGAUUUCUGUUUGUCUUUAUUUUGUCUCCCUGUGUGGCAUGGUGCAUUGUGUGUUCAGGAACAUGGGUGGAAAAAUUAAGCAACUGCCCACAAUGCCAAGAGCGAGAAGACUGCGUUACACGGUUGGAUAUGUUUGAUUUAUUUCCUGAAACACAUAAAUAUAGAAGAGUAUAAGAGCAGGGGAUUAAGAAAACAAACGCUCCUUGUAUGCUAGUACUGCUAAAUGACCAGCAGGGGGCAGUAAAACACCAUAUUCUGUGAACCUUGCACUCAUACUUCCCACAACUUUCUUGCACAAAUUCACCUUUCCCCAUUCUCACUUACUUAGAAUACAGCUCUUGAACUGAAAUCUUAGCCAUAUGGCUGUAUUCUGAACAUUUUACAAUACUCAUUCGAUGAUGUAAAUAAAAACUUGUUUUUUCAACUUUGAUCCUAAGAUUUCAGCUAUAUUUGAACAUUUUACGUAAUAGUCAGCACUUAGAAUUUUUUUAUGAAGAGCUCAACCUAAGACAGCUCAAGAUGACAGAAUAAAAGUUUUUCACUGAACCCAAAGAUUGCAAAGGUAGCUUUUCCCCUCACCGCUGUUAUUUGUUUAUGAUGCUAUGUUUUUCUCAUGGUAGAUUUAUGUUGUGUCUCACUCAACAAUGUAACAGAGAGUUCAAUCUAGACUGUCUCAACUGUUGCUGUUUUUUUUUUGCAGGGUAUAAUCUUCAGGUUCAAGUUUUUAAUGCUGGUAACUUUAGCAUGUGCAGCCAUGACUGUCAUCUUCUUCAUCUUAAACCAAGUAUGUAUCACCCCUCCACUGAUCAACACUGACAGUCUUACCCACAUGCUUUGUGAUCAUUUUUAUCCUAAUAAAGUUUGUAUUUCACCAGGUGAGUGAUGGUCACUGGCGCUGGGGAGACUACACUCUACAGGUCCACAGUGCUUUUUUCACAGGGGUCUACAGCAUGUGGAACCUGUAUGUUUUUUCCAUCAUCUUCCUGUAUGCCCCCUCCCACAAGAACAGAAACAAGUCAGGAGACUUUCAGCAAACAGGUGUGUAACACAUAGCCUUUAUAUCGAAAAUCUAAUCCAUUAAAUAACUCGUCAGACAUACCAACAAUAUUUCACAACUAGAGUCAGUUGUCUAUGGGAGACAGAGCUGUGGCCAAACAGAAGGUUUGCAGUUUGAUCCCAUCUCCAACAGUCAAGUGAUGGAGUGCUUUUGGGCACACUACUGAAACCCGGACUGCUCCUGGUGAUAUAGUGAGCGUUGUAUGCCCUUUUAUUAAAUCCUCUGUCAUCAAUGUAUGAAUGUGGUACAAUGGCUGACUGUGAUGAGUUGUGUUGAAGCACUUUCAGUGGUCAGAAAGAGUAUAAAUCUGUUUUAUACAACACAGUAUAAGAACUUUAUUGAUUCCCAAAGGGAAAUCAAAAUAAGUUUGUCAGGAGUCUCAUCUCAUCUUUAGUUUAUAGAGGAAUAAGUCUGAUGGAUGUGGCACAAAAGAUCUUCUUAAUCUCUCAGUCCAACAGUGAAGAGAGAGGAGCCGCCCACCACUGUUGUUUUUGGUACCACCUUUUUUGGUAUAUGUGCAGGUCCACAUAUCAUUUAGCAUUUAAGAUUGUUUUUUCUGUUGGCAGAUAUGCUGAAGACACCAGCGAGCCAAGAGACCUGGCUAUCAUGUGGCGAGCAGGGGCCAACAGAGACAUACAGGAUGGCAGGGAAGGUAGCUGAAGAGUAACUACCAGACCUUAAGUGAUUUUCAAGUUUUGUAUUUUAUUUGACUUUAGUGUUAUUGUUUUUUUCUUUUUAUUUGUUUAAUGAAAAAAUAAUACAUGCAUGGCCGAUGCACUUACACUUUCAGUGAUGGCUUAACUUUGAUCUGUAUAACUUUAUAAUGUAUAUGAUAAGGACAUAAACAGUAACCGCUGUAACACUCAAGGACAGAUCAGAGGGGGAGAUUGAACUCAAAAACGCUGUUUGCUUUUAGAUGUCAUGAAAUGCAUCAAUAGGAAUUUAAGUCUAUUUCAUAAAUGUCAAAAAACUCUUCAUAUGAGCUCUAAUAGAAAUUAAAACCUAGUGACUCUAGUAAUUGUGGCAUUUGGGGGUAUGGAAUGUAUUUGACUUCUUGUAGCAAUUUCAUGAACCAUUAAAUCUAGCUUUGUGAGUUAUUACCACUAAAAUUACAAAAUAAAGAUUGAACCACAUAAAAUUGUUGACAUCUUACAUUAACUGUGGGCACUAAAACACUGAUACACACUCCAGGAUAAUUACAGUACAUUUAUUUUUUAUGCACUGCAUGUCUGUUUUGUUGAUCAUAAAAUACUGACACAUAAAAAAAGUGAACAUUUCAUCCAUAGCAAUAAAAAGUUUCACAGUUUUCAUCAUGUCCCCUUGAUCUUUGAAUGUAAUGAUGCAGGUAUACAGGUCGAGCCACAUCAAGGGGUGGAAAUUGCACUUUUUAAAAGCCAAUCCUGCCAUCGCGAUCUUAUUUCUUAUAAAGAUGAGUCGUGAAAAUGCAACGAAAUAUACAUUUCUGAAGAGUUUGAUAAACAUUUAACGUCCUCCAGACGCCUGAAAGUAUAAGGUGGUGUGAUUUCACCUACCGACAGAGGGCGCUGUCGUCUCCUCCACACAGCAGAGAAGUAAGUCCCAGCCCUGAAGCUUACUAUCCGCCAGCAGCAGAUGUUUGUCUCCGCUUCUUCUGUCACUGUCGGUGAGAUCAGCAGGGCUCACGUUUUAUUCUCUGCGUCUGAAACCGUUAAUUCAACACAGCUGGCGUGUAUUUUUUAGAUUAAAGGACCCACAUCAGAGUUUUUUUUCAUUGCUCGACUGUGUGGAAAAAGAAACUCAGUCGUAUCAGAGAGGCCAGGUGAGUGUUAACCCAGAGAUUACAUGAAUUGUCUGCCAGCAACUGUAACACAACAUGACUGGUGUAUCUGUCUGUCAGAGGGAGGCAACCGAAAAACUUUAAACGAAAGUUUACCACCACAAUUGAAUUUUGACACCCAGUUUGUGUAAACUGGGACAAGUAGGUGCAUGUGAUGUGUUUCUAGGCUACGCGGUCAUAUUUGUGUCAGCUUUCAAAGGAAAGCAUAUGAAGGAAUAACGGGGGGAAACAACUUUCUCCUCAUAUUGCCUAUUUGCAAAUGAUCUGAGUCUGAGAGAAAUGUUUUCUGAACUGUUUUUUUCCCCCAUUGUGCUACCUUAUUUUAUACACAACUGUUUCUCUAAAAAUGCAAAUUGAUAGUUUUGGUAAGACUUCAUAAUUAUCUGAGUCGGGUUAAGUUUUUAGGCCUAUGUUGUAAACAUAUCGAGAGCUAUUAUGGGGAGCUUUAUCUACUGAUCGAUUAGACUGAUCAAUAAUACUGCUUCUUUGUUACCAACAAAAGCAAACUAGAUUAUCAGCGCAAGGACUGGCUGUGUUCUAUGGUCAAUUUUAAUACCUAACACCCCUGUGGAGGUGUCUCAAGAGGGGGUCAACAGCACUCUGUUAAAACAUUUUUACUGUUGACAAUCUCUGCAACAACAAUGGUCCUACUAGGUGUUAUUGUGCGUUAAAACAAAGCAUAAUGAGAUUUUUUGAAACUGCAAACAGACAAAUAAACAGAAAAUAACAGUAGGUGUACUUGUAUUCAUGGACAGAUGUAACUGCAUGGCCUAUGAUGAUAGAUGGACUGUCCUGUCACUGUACAGGUGUUAAAAAAGGACUAACCAGUAAGCCAUAGCAGCAGCAGAUUCACAGUGUAGACUUUUUACUUAUUUAGUUCAUUGGCCAUCUGCAGAAUAAAAGGCUGAUACAAAUAAUCAACCAAAUGCAGAAUAUUGGUCUUGAAACUUGAUUGUCAACAUUAACAGAAGCUACUGCCAUAGGAUAGUGGUGGGUAGCUGUACUACAGCUUAUACACAACAUAUGAUGGGCAUGUCAGGUUUACAUAUUACAAAAAUAUUGGCUUGUUUAACCCUAAGCUCUGCAGCAGACUGUCAACAAGCAUUUCAUUGUUAACUCGACUAAAGAAGCUCCUUCCCUGGUCUACAGGGGCCAACAUUGUUUGCAUCUCAUCUAUGCAGAAUCAGACAUUACAUUACCUUGGGUGAGGUUAGGAUUAGAAAUAAUUAGUAAACUGAUUUAAAGUACAUACAAAGUCAGAUAAUAGGAUUAUAGAUUAAAUAGUUCUGCAGUUCUUUUGUUUCACCAACUGAAUGGAUAAUUUAUUUUGGAGGUUUUGGAUGGGUGCAUGGAUCAAAUAAACCUCAUCAAUACACCUUCUUUAAUACAUGGACAUGGAUAAAACAUAAUUUUUCUGCACACAAAUAUUGGCUAUUAACGAAUGGUGAGCGACACCCUUUUGUCAUGUUUAGACUGGUGAGCAUCACAAGUUUCUCAGGAGAAAUUCCUCAAAGUUUUUCUCACUAUAUGGCUAUUAUGAUAAUGUGUCGAGCAAAUACUGAAUGAAAGUUGAACAGUGUUUCAUGUUAUUUGAACAUCUCUUAUCUCUUCUUUACCUUAGAUAAAAUACAUAGACAUACGCUGUUUCUUGAUCAUGUUUUGGGUGCUGGCCCUAGUACCUUUGACAAGAAUGUUAACCAGUGACUGCAAAUUAUGCUGAACUACAAAAAGACAUUGAAUAUUUGUUGGUCUCUUUUUAGUUUUGCCUACUUUUACCCUAUCAGUUAAAUGGCUUUGGUCAGCUGCAUGUGACUCCACCUGAGUGGGUCUGUGGUGCUGACGUGGGUUUGGCUGCGUUGCCUGGUUACACCACAUUCAGACCAUAGCGUGGUUUAAUCUUGUGAGAGUGUCGCCCCCUCCCUCUUUCUCCCCUCCUCUCUAUCCCUGGACUCAAAUUCCACGCCGGCCUCCUUGGAGCUGGUGUGUGCGUCACUGCUCUGCUCACAAAGAGCUUCAGAGAAUGAUCCAGUCAACACAGCCCAGCCUCCAGCCCUGUUAGUCCACAGCCACAUGUGAAAUAUGUUUCAACACACGUCACAGCUUCCUCAGCCUCCUCACCUGAGAUUUUCACAGUGACGAAAGUCUCGAACAGUCUGAGUGUGUAAGUGCAUGAGUCAGACACGAGGCCUCACAGCAUUAGCUGCUUAUCAACAGAGGAUAAAGACCUUUUGAGUUAGUCUGCUUUUCUUCACAGACUCUGCCACUACUUUUCAAACCACAUGGGUGCUUUGAACACUCAUUAAAAUACCAUGAUUUAAUUUUUUUUUAUCGUUAACAGGAUCUAAAAACAUGUUACAUCCUGAUAGCAAACAGGCAAUGACUAAGCAGUCGAUACUUGCAUGACUUCAUUCAAAAGCUGCUGAAUAGGAGGAACUGCUCUUACUUUAAUAGGUGGGUUUUUCUGACUGUACACAGUCUGGUUAUCUCAAUAAAAGUAUGACCAAACCCUUAAAAUAAUCCAACAAAAGGGCUGACAGCUGUCCAGUUUUAAUGUCCAAUGCUGAAUUGCAGGAAUUGUCACUAAAUAGAAAGCUAAUACAGUUAAUCACUCAUGUAUGCAACAGGUGUUUAAUGUAAAUCUCUUUAUCCAUAUAUUGCAGACAGAAAUGAACUCUGUUGUUGCAUUAAAAACAGAAUAUCUACUAUUCAUUUUUAAAUCAAGUAUAACUUCAUGAAUUGCUCUGUUGUUUUUUAGUCAAUGUAUAGAAUGGCUUUGGCUGCUACAAUUUGUUUUCAGCAAGCAGAGGAUAAUAGAUUAUAAGUAGUUGAUGUCAGAUAGCUGUGUGCUGCCAUGGAAGCCUGACAGGAGCAUGACAUAAGAUGAAGCUAGACCUCCACAGCUCUUAUCAGCUGUGGCACUCAGUUUGAGACCCACAGUACAGAGACUCACAUGUGGCUCUUCAGUAAAUCAGAGUUAAGGUAUGAUUACUGCACAUGAAAUGGGUCUGAAUGUGUAUUUUAUGCAAAAAGCCAUUGCUAUAUCGAUUGGAUGGAAGCUUGUGCCAGUAAAGCAAAAAGCAGUUGUCGUUUUUGUUUUUCUCAAAUGAUUAUUUGAAUGUACAGUACAGGCCAAAAGUUUGGACACACCUUCUCAUUCAAUGUCUUUUCUUUUUUUUUUAUAUGACUAUUUACAUUGUAGAUCAUUACUGAAGGCAUUAAAACUAUGAAUGAACACAUGUAGAAUUUUGUACUUAUAAAAAAAGGGUGAAAUAACCAAAAACAUGUUUUAUAUUCUAGUUUCUUUAAAAUAGCCACCUUUUGCUCUUGAUGACAGAAGUUCCUUGUCAGGGUUACUUCAGGCACUCCUGUGAAGUAAAAACCAUUUCAGGUGACUACCUCAUGAAGCUCAUUGAGAGAACAGCUUAAGUUUGCAGCGCUAUCAAAAAAGCAAAAGGUGGCUACUUUGAGAAAUCUAAAAUAUAAAACAUGUUUUCAGUUAUUUCACACUUUUUUCUUAAGCACAUGAUUCCACAUGUGUUCAUUCAUAGUUUUGAGAAUCUACAAUUUAAAUAGUAAUGAAAACAAAGAAAAUGCAUUGAAUGAAAAGGUGUGUCCAAACUUUUGGCCUGUACUGUAUGUCAGCAAUAACAUUAACUAUAUUUUUAACAGCAGCCUGCUAGUGCAGUACAAGACUAUACUUACUUUCAUUUUUUAGCAUUUUUUGAGGGAUGCAGUAAACACAAACGUUUUUUUGUUGUAUCAGCGUUUCAUCCACACUGAAACAGCAUUUUGAAUGACUGUAAAUGGUACUUUUUAAAAAUGGAUCAGAGAGAGCAUUAAUUUGGAAACGACCACCAUUUCAUCUCCAUGUGGAUGCCUAUCUGCACCUCUCGAAAUGAUUAUGUCACACACAGCUCUCUUUCAUGGCGGCUAUGCAUGUCUGGCCUAAACAACUUUUCUACAUAUGCUCUGUACUCUUCUUCUGUCUUUUGCCACUUACUGGCUUGGCAUAUGCACUACAUCAUUUUCAGUGGUUCUGUUUUGAGAAAUGACAGUAACACUAAAUGCACCACAGAGCAUCACAGAAAGUCAUUCUUACGUGUGACCAUCAAACUUUAUAACUCCUCCCUCUGAGUGUGUCACACACUCUGACUGUCCCUGCCUGGAUUUAUCCUCAAGCUGUAAACUUCUCCACUACAUAUAAUUACUUUCAACAGUGUAAUCUGUUUUUAAGAUGGUAAAAUCGUCAAUAAUCCUAGAGUGCAAUACUGAUAAUAACAUUGUUUAUUAAACUUCACUGUGCGCAAUAUCCUACACUACAAAAUAGUUUUGUACAGAGCUUAUUUCUAAUACACUCUGGGCUUUCUGUAUAGCUUUAUUUCUAAUAUUGGGGAUAAAUCAAGUAUUCUGAUGCUGAUGAUGCUGCUAUGGUUUAUUUAUAGACCUGUGCUCUUUGUGGUCCCACAUUAUACACAGCUCCACUGACACAAUUACAUGAACCGACUCCACCAUGUCUCCCUGGAGCAUCUGUUACGCAUCAGGGGAAUGAAUCUCUUAUGAAGACACAGUCAUUAAAUUGGAUUAUUUCCUCUUUGUGCUGUUCUCUAAUCGAAUGUUUUAUCUCGGUGACGUCUGCACUAAUUGGUUUGUAGGGUGUUUGUGCACUGACAGUAAUUGGACACCUCUUAGUUCCACUUCUUGAAGCUGCACAAACAUAGCCAAAGUGAAAAUCACAAUUAUUUUGCUUAAUAUUAAGAUCAAGAUUUUUUAUUAGACAGGAUGGCCAAAGAGAAAUACAGAGUGUAGUAAGAUAUGCAGCAAAGCGUUGUGGCUAGGAGAGUAACCAGUGACUGCUGUGACAAGGACUACUGCCUCUGUGCAUGGGGCACACUUAGACCUCUAUGCCACUGGCCUACCACGAUUAUUUAUCUACUUUAGAGACUAAUUUCCUCUGCUUAUUUUUGGGUUAAAGCCUUUGUAUGUUGUGCAUCUAAAGAAAAUCAUCAUCCCUGGCUUAUUUUUAGUCCACACUGACCCCAAACAUUUGAUCAAAUUUAGUAUCACGUAGCACCAAAAAGUUUUUUUUAAAUAGGAUCUUAGCCUUAAUUUAAAUGAUAAUGCAUUUGAACAAGGACUUUUAUUUGCAGUGGGGUAUUUUAGCAGCAUGAAAUUAAAAGUAGAUUAUCUGCACUUGUUUUCACAGUACAUUCACAGAGGCUACCUAUUACAAUCUUUUAGUUGUAAUCUUUGAAACAGGAUGACUCAAAAAAUGACUCAUGAGCUCAUAACUUCGUGUUUAAAAUGAGAUCUAACAAAAUGUGUUGCCAUGCAAAUGUUGGAUUGUUAACUGUAGCCAAUGCUUGUUAAUGCUGCAGAAUUCUCCCCCCCCCCCUCCAUAUUUAUUGUCUUUUUUAGCUGUUCCAUUGAAUAAGACAAAAGGCCCAAAACACAAACAAAAAACAGAAUCAAACUAGUCUUGUUACAUUGGUCAGCCCUCAUUCAUCAUUUUAGUGAAGUAACAUAAUGUACCUGCUUUGGCUUGCCUGGUGCAGAACCAGGGUGUUUCUUCAGAAAAUCACUUUACAGGGAGGAUGUAGGACAUAAACUAGUGAGGCAAUUCCUCCUGUAUUACCUGACAAGACUUGCUAUUGGCCUGAUGAAACCACAGCUGGUGAGUCUGUGCAUAAGUGUGGGCUGCACAGUGUUGUAAAUACUUAUUCUGUAAAGCUUUGAAGUGAUGUCAUUACCUUUAUUAUAAGGUGCUGACCUCCAGUUAGGCUGAAUUAUCGUAAUCCUAAAAUAAAACAAAAAUAAAAAAAACUGUCACCUGACCUGAACUUCUCCUGAUGGUACGGUAAAUUAUGAAACAGAUGAGGAAGUUUGAGGUUUCUAAGCAACUGUGACACAGCACGAACAAAACUGGUGUCAACAUCAAACAGACUUCUGAGUGUUGGUUAAACAGAUCAACAGAUGUUCUGCUGAUAGUUUUCUGUGAAACACCAUGCUUCAUAGAAAUAGGGGUGAAAAUCAUUUUUAUUCACAAAAGAUACAGUAUCUUCCCUCCCUGAGAGGUCAAAAUGGCUGCAGGAUCUCUCCACAACAUUGAUUAUCCUCUAUAACCUCACAGUGAAAAUGUAAAACACAGACUUAAUUUGUACAGAAGAGACUUCAAUUUUUAUUUAUUAUUAUUAUUAUUAUUAUUAUUUUGUUUUUUUUUCUAACACAACUCACACAGAGACAGGGAGGUUUUAGAGCAAAUGACUGGCCAUCUGACUGGUUUCAUAGUUUUCUUAGUCACCGAAGAAGGUUUUUAAGAGGUCGGGGGGGGGGGGGGGGGUAUAACUGGAUUUAAAAAAAACAUGUUUUCACUUGUGUCCACAGAUUGAUGCUGCUCAAACACAUUGCGACCCCACUGUAAGCUUGUUGACGUUUCUCCAACACAGGUCAUUGUCUUCAGUGGACGCCCUCUCAUUUAAGUCUCCAGUUGCCACCAGAGUCCCUGGUCUUAACUGUAAUUGAGAGAGGGAUCAGCUUACAAACAUUGCUUCAACAGUCUCUUUAUUAUUAAUCAGACAGCGUCCUCAGAAGUUUUUUUCAUAUCCUCAGUGACCUUUUAGCCUGCCUGUAGGGUGCUGUCCCCUAGUGGUGAAAACUGAGCUUACAGGUCUUGUGAAGGCUGGCAGGUCUUGAGCUUCAGUACCUCUGUACUGAAAUAAACAUGAAUCAAAAAGUAACAGGGUUUUUUUUCAUUCGUGUGAGAAGAGUAAUUUAAAAAUGUAAAUAUGGUAACACGUUAUUUAAAAAGAGUAAAUACCAACUUUGAUGUGAGUUACGUGAAAUAUGUGGGUGUGACAAAUUAUACUAAUAAGCAAUUUAACAGGAUAAAGAUACUGCUAAAUUGUUGAGUUGUAAGUUGGGACCCAUGCAGGAGAGGUAUAAUAGAAAUUGAUUUAUGUCAGAUUUUUAGAGAGUUAAUGCAAUCAUUAUUUUAAUAACUUUUAUUUUUAUAUCAUCAUAAAAAAGGUUUUCAACAUGCUUUCAUACAGGCAGAAACAUAAAAAACAAAGCACAAGAACCAAUCAACAGCAAUUUAACCCAAACAUCAAAAGGAAAAGAUUAAAUUAAAUUAGAUCAAACUUUUAUUGAUCCUUUUGGAAAGGUUCCCUCAAGGAAAGGUAAAACACUAUCAAUUAAACACAAUCAUCAUAUGAACACAACUGAAAUGAUCCAGAAAAACAAUUUAAUCCAACACCAUAGGAAACCAUAAGAACCUAUGAGAGCCCAGGCUACACCAGCAGGUUAAUUUUUGGAUGAUUUUUGUGUCUUAGGAUGAGCUUUGUAGUGGAUUAAUGUAUUUAUACCCUGUUUGGCCAAAGUGAAAGUUGCCACCUGGAUUUGGCCAAACAAAUUAGUACGAGCCUCUUAUUGGAUAAUUACUGCAUGGCGCUUAUCUUUCAGAUGGCAACGAGUUUUUCAACCCCAGCUGAUGAAAUGAGUAACUUCUCAUUUCUUAAACAACCAUGUGGAAAGACAUCCUGUGGUUGUGGUAAAGGUGUUAGUCUGUUGAAGAAGGGUCAAAUCAUCGGCAUGCAUCAAGCAGAGAAAACAUCUAAGGACAUUGCAGAAACUAUUAAAACUGUGUUAAGAACUGUCCAACGCAUUAUUAAAAACUGGAAGGGUAGUGGGGAAUGUUUAAUAGUGAAUGUAAGAGCAUUUCCACAUGCACAAUGCGAAGGGAACUCAAGGGAUUGGGACUGAACAGCUGUGUAGCCUUAGGAAAACCACUAAUCAGUAAGGCUAACUGGAAAAAAAGGCUUCAGUUUGCUAGGUAUGUGGUCUGAUGAGUCCAUGGGCGCAUCAGGGUAAGAAGAGAGGCAGUUGAAGUGAUGCCCCCAUCAUGCCUAGUGCCUACUGUACAAGCCUGUGGGGGCAGUGCUAUGAUCUGGGGAUGCUGCAGUUGGUCAGGUCCAGGUUCAGCAACAUUAUAUGCCCAAAGAACAAGGUCAGCUGACUACCUGAAUAUACUGAAUUACCAGUAUAUUUGACCAUCAAUGGAUUUUUUCUUCCCUAAUGGACAAAAAUGUGAAAGAGUGGUUCAGGGAACAUGAGACAUCAUUUUCACAAGGAUUGGCCACCACAGACUCCAGACCUUAACCCCACUGAGAAACUUUGGGGUGUGCUGGAGAAGGCUUUGCGCAGUGGUCAGACUCUCCCAUCAUUAAUAAGAUCUUGGUGAAAAAUGAAUGCAACACUGGAUGGAAAUGAAUCUUUUGACAUUGCAGAAGCGUAACCAAACAAUGCCACAGAGAAUAUGUGUUGUAAGCAAAGCUAAAGGUGGUCAAAUGAAAUAUUAGCGUGUUUGACCCUUCUUUUGGUGGUGACUUUUUUUUGGCCAGGCAGUGUAUUGAGACUGUGUUAUGUCUAUAAGGCAUAAACGAAGCAGUAUGCUAUUCUGUAAAAACCUACUGAACCAAAAUCCUGGAUGUAGAGGUUACAAUUGACUCCCAUAAAAAUCUGCAGGGCUUAAAAGAGUUGCUAGAAACACUGACUGUCGUUUUUUGUGUUUUGGCAUAAAAGCAUUGUUUGCUGAAGUAUUCUGUCACAACAUCUUUAUUUGAUGAGCUACAAUACAUGUAGCUCAAAUAUAAGUGUGUUUGUCAAAAUCUGCAUAUAUAUUUGUCAUCUAGUGAUGCUGUUUGAACUGCUGUGACUCGGCUGUGUCCUGUGCUACUGCUUUUCCUCCAGAUGAUGGCAGUAUUAGGCAGCUUAUUUUCCACAGAUAGCAUGUUUGCCAUACAAAUUCAACUCUGUCUUGAACCCUCUACAGUGGUCCGUGAAGCCAAAGUUGGUCAAACUUUGAUGUAUAAUCCAUAGUCCUUUGUGUUUGUUUAGGGAACUUUGAAUGAGAGAGUCAUCAGUCUCUUACAGAAACUCCAACAAUGUAGUUUAAGUCCUUGCAUAUCUUCUUCAUGCGGCUUUGUCUGGAUUUCAUUUGUGAAGAACUCUGGCUGCGUUAACAGCUGUGCAUACUGUGCAUGUCUUAAUUAACAUCAUGUGCAUGUGGUAAUCUGUGCAUGUAUGUAUGAGGAACAUGUGGGAGACUAAGCAGGGUUGCAAACUCAUAGGGGAGCAAAAAUAUCUCUCACUGGCAUGACUGUUUAAAUGGGAUAAUAUAAAGUGUGACCUUAUGAUUGUGAUGGCAGGAACAGAUUCGAAAACAAACAAACAAGAAAAAAAAAGAAGUGGAAUUUGAAUGAAGAAAAUGAAUGGUUUGGAUAAACCAUCCCAGGGACAGCUUUGAGAGAGGAUAUGCAGGAUGUGUUUCAUUGCAUGAGCAUCACUUCAACCUGAGAGUGAUCCAGUUGAUGUGCAGGGGUUUUAUAAAGGCUCUUUUCUUGGCUGUGUGCAGGUGUGAUUAAUUGCCUGCAGAACAUCAGCUUUUCCUGUACAGCUGCUAAACAGACAGAAACCUGCUAUUUGAUAAUGGAUCCAACACUCACACCACUGUUCAUUGACUCUGUGAAUCAAAUCCUGUCUGAAACAUUGUAUUUCAAUGAUUAUUACAUAAGAAUGAAGUUCAAAUAGGCUGCUUGCUGUUGUGUUAGAUUGAAUGGAAGUUGGGGCUUUGUGUAACUCGAGCUUUUGAGUGUCAGGGUGUGUUUACUUUUACUGCAUUAUUGUUGCACCUGAGGAGGAUCCCAGGCCUCUUUGGGCAAGGAUUCUAUCCUGCUUCGUAAGUAUCUGCUCAUAUAUGGGCAUUUUCCUGCCUUGCACUAUGCUCAGUUCCCCCACCCCACCCCACCUCACCCAUUUCCUCCACAUCCCAUUGCUCCCACUUCCCUCCAAUUCGCACUCCUACUCAUGGUGGUUAGCUACAGACAGGGGCUGGAUUGUCUCUUCCCUGUGCAGGAAGUGAUGUGGUUGAUACUCAUUUGAUGCUUGCAUACAUGACCAGCAAACCAGCCCUGAUUUUGAACUCUGCUGUUUUAGUGUUUUGCAGAUGCAGGCUCUAUUUGCAGUGUUAAAAUGGACUGAAACAGCUGGUAUCAGUAGAAGUAUAGCAGGAUGCUUCCCUCUCACUCCAUGUUCCUUACUGACUUUUCCACAGAGGAGGAAACCUGUUGGAUUUGUAUCAGUAUAAACUGAAUAUAUUAGAGGAUUUUCCCUCCCUGUGAUAUACUUGGCAGCUUCCUUCUCUUCUAAGGAACUGCAGUGUGGUCUGUGAUGCUUGUUCAAAUAAACCUUCGACUUUGAAGAUUAAUGUGAUAUUUCUACAUGCACCUCGGAUUCUGGGAAUCCAAACCAGGAUUGGUGUGCUCUGGGUGGCCCCAGAGUGCCCUGGAUACUUGCAGAUUCCCUCUUGAGAUUAGCUGACCUAUCUUCACAGCUGUAAUGAAGACACAUGUUACCUUUGAAGUUGGACAAACGGCCUCAUCAAGUCUUUGCCACAGGGCACAGAAAGUUUCACUAGUCUGCAGCUGAGGCUCCUCUGAAGACUGACUUCUGCUUUUUCCUUUCUCAUCUGAAAUAACACUCCUUACAUAAACCACGUGCUUUAGAUUUAAAAUAAAGACAGUAAUAUGAAUGUGGUUUAUUAGCACAGGAGCACUGAGAGAAGCUUUGUGGGAACACAACAGAAAGUCCACCCCAUUAGUAAUUUCAUGUGUGUACCUACCAUAUCCCCCUACUUGUUGCCGCCUUGUGACAUAUCAUCAGCCCACUCAACAACUAGGUCAGUACAGAUCCCAUUUCUAUGGCUGUGAUUUUCACACAACAGCUUGCCAGGUGCUGACUUCACAUCUGCCUGUGGAGGGGAGAGCAAGGAGAGUAACACGUAUUGUUUUUAGCUGUAGUGGUGUCACAUCACCAGGGAUGGCAACAACAACUGGUUGGUGUAGCACUUUGAUCCUGACUGAUAUUACGAAAAAAAAAAAGAUUACAUUUGGUUACAUUUUCCUUGUACUUAAGAUAUAUCGGAAGGUACUAAAUGUGUUGAUGCUUUGAUUGUCAGUUGUACCACAAUGACGUUGACGAUGAAAAAGAAGAAGAACUUUAUUUAUCCCCGAAGGGAAAUUCAAUUGUCUGUUGUCUCACAUAAUAUGUCUCUACAAGUUAUCUACUAUUUACACAAGAGUUAUAAAUAUAAUGCACCAAUAUAAUAUGGCGCUAUUUUUAGCUAAUCAAGUAUCUAGUGGGUUGACAUGAAAUUAGUUACAGGCAUUAUAUGCACACCAAGAUGAAAGGUUUGGAUCAAUGGUCCGAAUUUCUUUCUGCAGAUGAAAAUAUUUUUAGGUUCUCUCAACCCCUCACUGUACACCGAACACUAUCAGACACUUCCACUGCUAACAAAUAACCGCAUCCUUAGAAUCUCCUUGAAACAUUGUCUGGGAAAUCUUAUUGAUUUGCAUCCUCAAAAUUGCUAAAAUUUAUGGAAAGGCAACUCAUUUUUGCAAAGCAGUUAUGAAUGCAACAUGCAAAUUCCACUUGGGUGGGUCGCCUGGCUUAAGCAGAUGUCAGCUAAUGGAAGAGAACUUGCUUAUUGUUUGGUAUGAAUCCAUCGCCAGCCUUAUGUUGACUUGGUGUAGUCCUGUCAAAAAGUUGGCUAUGCUUUGCAAACCAGGCAAACUGUAUUUAAAACCCCCAGUCAUACCUCCAUGCAACCCUUUGGAGUUUGGGAGUCACUGGCAGAAAAUUGUAUAAAGUGACUUUAUUUUACAACCCCCCAAACUGAGUCUCAUAUUUUACUGAGUUUAACUACAACCGUUCACAAAACCAUAACCCACUGUGGGAAUUUAUCUGACUUUAAAAUUGUUCAGAAAGUCAUUUGGCGUGAAGCCAAAAUUAGCCACUCAGAGUGACUGACUUUCUUUUUAUGCUGUUAGAAUAAUAGCUUAAAAGCAACUCUUUUUAACUCAGUCAAUCAAACCAGCAUUGAUGAUCGAUGCUUAGUGUGAUGUUUGUGUCUGAUAUCUGUUACAGAUGGAGGAAGUCUGUGACCUCCAGCACACCUAACGAGCUUGUCACUCAGCUCACCUGUCCUUAUUGCACUCAGCUGGUGCUCGUCAGCCUGGGUAGUCUAUAAAAGGAGGUUCUUUUGCGCCGUUAGGGGUGUGACACCAAAGAGCCAACAUCAAUUUUAGAGUUUUUGUGAGGUUUUGAUCUGUAAGGAGAUUUUUUGUACUUAAUGUUUUCUCCCUACCGAUUCUACCUCUGUUUGAGGCCUUUUACUUUGGUUUGCCUACUUUUGGCAAAAUUAGUGGGUGGCUGUGGGGAAGCAUAACUCCACUCCAUCUUUUAGCCCUGUCCAUGACCCCUGUCCUUCACGUCAUGUGACUUGCAGAAAUGUAACAUAUCCAUAUCCAUAUAUCUAUAUUCCUCUGUCUAUGAACAUGUACUUUAAAAACUGAGGAUGCUUCCUUCAGCUUAAGCUCUACCAUAGCUGAUAGCUUGCAGAGUCAUUAGCACGUCUGUAGACUUAAGCUGUCGUCUGGGUUUAUUUUUAUGUUACACAUGCUGACAUAUUUGGAGAGAAAGUGUUUCUGCACAGCAACAGUAUGACUGCUGUAAAACCCCUCCUAUCAUGACUGCAGGGUGCUGACACUAAACAGUGCACACAGCUUGCUUUAUCAGUCUGUGUGUUCCUGCAUCCUCUUUGAGACGCUCCUGUGCCACAUGCUGUCCAGACUAGAAUUCUUUCCUGGUCUUUUCUACAGGAGCUGUCCAGGGAAUGUCGGCUUCCACUUAACAAACAUAACGGUCUGGCAGUCAAGAGAGAAAGACCGAGCAGCAGCCGGGAUGUCACCCUGCCCAGGAAAUCUGCCCAGCCACUGGUUACAUGCCUGGGAUUCUUUUCCACAAGCCGCUCCUUCCUCCUUUUGAUUUUUUUCUAUCAGACACUUUCCUCCAGCAGACAGUGGCAAAGGAAAUAUUUCCAGACUAGAAAUAAGUUGCUUUAACAGCUUUUGCCUUCAAGUUUACACUUGGUGGUCCAUCCCGCUUAAAGAAUGUGCCUUUGAUUGAUGUUCAUUAGGGGUGAAGCGGGGUGGUAUGCUGCUCAGGAUUGCAGCCGCGUUCCAUUGGAGUUACACUGUUCUGAAAACAAACCGCUUCGACUGGUGCACACAUACUUUCCCUGUGAGAUCCUAGCCGGUACUCUCAAUGAAAACAGCAUUAUAGUACUCCUAUAUGCAUGACUGGAAAAGGCUCAGUCAUCAUCUGAGCUCCCUGCACCAGACCAGUUCAAACAUGAUAUAAUGUAGGUCAUUGUACAGUGAGGUAACAGAGAUCUGGUUUGGGAAAAAGGGUCCCUUAUUUUGGAGAAAAAGCAGGUUUUCGUUGCACUCCUGAGUUGUUUAGUCUCUGUGACUUCACAAUGACGUACGUCAAUAUUCUUACAAAUGUAAGUGAUUUACUGCAGCACGAUAGUGUGCAGUAAAAAACUGUUACUGUUUUAUUGUCUGAUCUGGUUGCUUUGUCAUGAGAAAAAACUGCAGAGUUUCAUCUUUCCCAGACAAUGACACAGCAUGUUCAAACACGUGGCACUUGAGAAAAUAAUAAUAAUGAAUUCCUUCAGGAAAUCCCACAGCUGGAUUUUGUUUGUUUAUGCAUGCAGGCUUUUGGAUUUUAAUAUUAAUACAUCUUGAAGCAUUCUGUCUUUGCUAACUAUUAAAAUUUGUUUCUCUUUCCCAUGCCAGCAGCUAUCAACUACACGUGUUGGCUCUCAUCUCUGACCAAGCAUCUUGCAUGCAUGAGCUGUGAUCAUGUGCCUCUGUUCACUAGUGAGUGUUCUGGAGAAGGCAUACACACUUGUCUUUUGCACCGUAACGUCACUCCCUGUCUAGACUGAAAAUACACACUAGUCUCACAAGUAGGUCUGAUUUCCCAUCCCUGCUUUCUCCUCUGGCGGAGCUUGACCACAAUGUCUUGUGCUGAAAUCGUUGACUGUCUGACUACGGUAUCCUGACCUUAAGCAGAACAUGUGUUAUAUGAAGUCUCUUCUUUUUCACUGUCAUUAAAAUUAAGUUCUUUCCCUUCCCUUACGUACAACAGAAGUCAGCAGCUGUAACUGUUUUGAGGAAUUGAUUGAGCAAAUAGGCAGCAUAUUAAUGUUUUAGUUGUUUGGAGAGGAGAUGAGUAUUUUUGAACUAUUUGGUGGUUAACCACAAGACUCUGAGACUCUGUGAAGCUGCGCUUACAAAUGAGUGUCAGUACUGCUUGAUCCCACCCUACUGUGCUGUGAUUGGCUUAUUCCACUCUGCCAUGAUUGGGUUGUGCAGUCAUAGUUUAACCCAGGACUUUUACCCAGGAGACAAAUAGUUCCCUUUAUUUCCAAGUACUUUUGUUGCCUUUGCACAACCAUGUAUUUGGUUGUUUGGUUCAAUUCAGAGAUAUUUGUGGUGUUGGUGAGAGCAGUAAGUCAGUGCGAACUUAAACAACCUCAAUUCAAAAAUAGUGGGGAUGCUGAGGAAUUUUUUUUUUAUGAACAGAUUUUGGUGGCUUGCAAAUCAGCUCAACCCUUUUAUUUUACUGAAAAAAAUGCCAAGACAACAUAUGAAACUAAGAAAUUGUGUUUCAAGAAAAUAUUAUGCUCAUUUUCCCACAACAUGUUUCAAGAAAGGGACAACAAAACACAGAAAAAGCUGUGUUGUGCACUCUCUUUAGUCUGCGGAGGAAGUAGAGGCAUUGCUGGGCUUUCUUUGCCGACAAUGUGCAUUUGGAUGUCCAAAAAAGAUCUGUUCCCAUGUUUGGAAAGUUUAGUUUUUAUGUUCUUUCAUCUGUUGGGCUUUUGUUUACCACAUGGCUUUCUAGCAACAUAUUUAAUUUCCACAUCAAAGCACAACUUGCAAACCCCGGUGCAUACUCAGAACAAAAAAAGCAGUUUCAGUCUGAUUAAACCAUAUAUGGGAAAUCGGUCUCAGGCAGCAUUAUCCAGGUAUGUCUGUCCCACCUUUAGAAUUUCAUUUUGUGCGAUUUCAGUCAGACUUUGCCCAGUUUAAGCCACACUAAGGCAAUAAAUUUAAUUUCUGAACAUCAGAACAACAUUGCCCAGCCCUACUCCAUACCACCGAUGUUUUCAUGCCAGUGUUGUCGACAAUGUCAUCAUCUGUUGAGCCUUCAUCUGCAUUUCUGCCGGGGGUAGCACUCAUUUUCUUUUUUUCUCCCCAACAGUGCUGUUGGCUUCACGUGUUAAAGUGCUAUGGUUGCGUGAAGCUGCAGCCUGCUACUACGCAGUUUUAUCGCCCAGCUCUACAUGUAGUCUAAUUAAACAAAAUUUGACAUCCUUUUUGGAAAUCAUGGAUGUAAUGUCUGGCUGUCAGGAGGAGAGGGACCACCUGGUUUGUAUUUAGUGCACAGGUUAAAACCCAUGCAUCCAUGAUGAUGUCAUGCUGGAUGCUCAAGUGCCCAUAGCAGGGGUAGAUUACACAUCUAGGAAGGGACCAUUAAUGCUGGAGGAUACAGGUGCACAUAUACUGCCAUCCUAAAAAUGCCUUUUUCAGGAAAGAUCCUGCAGAUUCCAGCCGGACAAAGCUAAACUACAUGCUGUACAUGUAAAAGAUUGUGGCUACUAAGUAGGAGAGUCUGUUUGCUACACUAGCUUGCUGCAGCCCUGACUUGUCACUUACUGAAAACCAUUGUCAUAAACACUUUUGUAAUGUAAUGACAGCUGUUAUAUAAUCAACUUAAAUUUACUCUGUGUGUAAAAAAAGUGUUCUGAAAACUUUAACGUGAAAAAGAUGACACACAAGUGUAACUUUCAUGCAUUUUGUGAUUUUCAUUCUCAACCAGGUGAUAACUUUUAGCCAUAGAACAGAUAAAACUUUCCUGUGCUCUCACUGUGCAAAUGUGCACUUUAUAUUGACCCUCGUGCAGCACUGGGUGAGGUGGAUGGUUGGGAUUCUUUCCCAGUUUAUCAUACCUGUUUCAUUGCUCUGAAUCUUUCAACUCACUGUGUAUGCAAAUAACGUGCAGGCCAAAGGGCGGAUUACUAAUGCGUCAAGACUUCAGGCUCACAAUCAGGUGGUUUCCAGACAGGGAGUCUUUAGACAUUAGACAAUAUCUGCAGCCACUUAUGGUGCCUCCCUAAAAGGACACAGUGUCCACCUCAGUGUCUCUUACGUCCACAGCCCUCCUCUCUGCCUCCCCUCCUCUGCUCAUUAUGUGCAGUUUAGUGCUCACUCAGCUCUGGGGUGCUCCAAAGUUCACAGGAAGGAGAAGAGAAAGAGGGGGUGGGAGUGUCAUUCCUGUUACUGAGGUCAGGAGGCUGUGUUGUUUUUCCCAACCCUCCCCUUUUUCUGUCUCUCUCUUUCUCUUUCUCUCUCUCUCUCUCGCCUUUUGUUCGUCAUGAUAAGCAGUCAGGUGGCAGUGGGGAAGAAGCCUUGCUUUUAUCUAUCACCACCUUCAGUGCAGGCCAUGUGCUGAUUAGAUCAUCUUCUUUGAUUUCAAGAACUAUUUCAUGUCAUUUCUUCUUUAUUCAGUUUCUUAGUGUUUGCAUGCUUCAAAUGACUUAUUUUACAACUUUUUACUACAGUGAGCUACAGUAUUAUUUCUUUCAGUCAGUUUGAGUUAGUCUGGAUGUCUGACUUUUUUUUUUCUUUUGCACUUAUCUAAUCCAUAUAUAAACAGCUUUGAGUUGGGAUACAUUUACAUACAGAGCCCAUCAGUGCAGUCUUCUAGUCAUCUUUUAUCCGGCAUGUUAAAACCUAUGUGAAGGUAUUAAGUAGAAGUUUCUACAAGCUUGUGAGCAGAUUGCAAGAUGAUUACAUGUACAACCCAUGCAGCUUGCAAAAAUAAACCACACGUUACAUCAAUCUGAAGUUAUUGCUUCGAUUUCUUUUGACUUAGCUAAAUGCAUUCUUCAAUGAAUGACAGAUUUAAGUUUAAAAUAGGACAACUUUGCAGUCCCAGUUUGAACCAUGAAUCAAGAGCAUGUCAAGAUUUUCUUCUGUUGUUUCAGGGAAAUUUUGCAAAUAUUCAACCUUAUCUGUCUAUCAGUGUUUGGUGUCUAGUUUGCAUUUGUUACAGGUGUUCUCAUUGCCUCUAGGUUGCAACUCUGCACAAGUAACAGCUGUUCUUCCACUUCUCACCAACACCACCAUUAAGCGGAGAUGGUGGCCUGCAGGAACAACAGGCUAUAUCAGCUUGAAUUCAAAAUACAGACCUCUGCGUUGUUUUAAUGACUAGCCGAACAACUAGUAAGAAAAAAAUAAUGGGUAAAAUGAAUAAAUAUGGGUAUUAUGAAUGACAAAUUUCCUUGCAUGUACUGGUCGUUUAAACUUUUGUAUUCAUCCAGCCCAGCAAUCCUGAGAAUAUGGAAUCAUUAUUUCCAGGAACUACUGAGAAGACAUUGCUCUUGAAAGAUAGUGUGUGUUUGUUUCAGCAGUGAUGCAACAACUACAAUAAUUUGCAUAGCUAUGCACGCAAAUUAACUCACUCUCUUCAAGCACUUCCACUUUGUCCUACACUGUUGUGGUUUGUUCCGGUGCUGCAGAGUCUAGAUGUCAAAGGUCAGAGCCACAUACGCUUAUAUGUUUAUACAUAAAACAUAAACAUCUAUAAUCUGUUGUAACUGCAGCUUCAACCCUUAAACUGUUGCCUUUUCCUGUUCUGGGUCAUAUGUGUAUGGGUUCUUUUGGGGGUGCUUGCCAUGUUUUUCAAAGAUGACUAGCACAUGUUGUAAACUGCAAAGAAUACCAUGAUAUGGGAGCUGUAACAAUUGGAUUUUGUGAGCCUACCCUGUACGACAUUUUUUUGACUAAAAGUCAUACUGGUCAGAGAUACUUUGGGUCUGCACCUGAUGACAACACCCCUCCAAUUUAAGAAAUGAUUGAAGAGUUUCCAAAACUUAUAAGAGGUGAUCUUUAGGGUUUGUAAAAUCAAGCAGAUCAAACACGAUUUGGACCUUUUACAUGAUACAUUUUACUCACAGAAAUCUGAAUGUUUCUUGCUAAAUAAAAUAACAAAAUCCAACUUCAGAGCAAGAGUUGCAGGAUUUCUGAGUUAAGGGGAUAAAUCUGGGAAUAAUAAACUUGUGACUCCCAUAUGUGUUAUAUUGUUGAUACAGACCUACAUGAAAAGCAAUGUACUGUUCUGCAGCUUUGCAUUGUUGUGAAAAUGGUGCCAGAUUAUUUAUUCUGAUAUGUAAGCCUUAGAAGUUGCUGGAAACUUUUACACCCAGCAGUCUGCACCAUAAUGAGAAAACCGUUCUUUGAGACAGAAUCAGUAAAACAAAGUGGACAGAGAAACAGUAGCAUGCAUAUAAAUGAUGAGAGUGUGGGUGGUUGUGUCUAUGAGUCAGGCAUGUGAGUGUGGGGAAGUGGGGAAAAGGUGAGAGGACUAGGUGUUGGUAACCUUGGACGCAUGGCUUGGAAACGUCACCCUUAUGAGUAAGAGUGAAGCUGUGGAGGAGAAACUGCCGGUGUUUAUCUUCACGCAACGGAGCGUGUAAAACAGUGUGCUGGCCUCUCAGAUUGACAUGUCAUUCAGUUCUCCACGCCCUCCACACAGCAGUGUUUGCAUCUCAUGUUACUACUAAUGGAAAGCAAGCAGAACGUGAUUAGUGUGCAUUGCAGUUGAAGAUGGAAUGAGAGGAAUUUCCUGCAGCUUGUCUUACGUUUCCCCUCCAAAAAAGACUAACAAAAACUGCAUGAACAAAACAAAAUGGGUCUUGGGUUUCUAAAAGGUGGCAGGGGUUUAUGUCUCCAAACUGCCACCCACUAAGUCUAUUAACUAAAAACUGACCCAAAAUAAGAAUUGGUGAGAGUCGUUUCAAGUGAGGAAUAAGUGGAAUAAAAAUAUUUUAGAUUUUCCCCCCACACACAAACAAAAGGCACUCAAACAAACUUUUCUUUUUUUUCUUUAAAUUCACACAAAGAGAGUGAACCAACUGAUGAUGUUGACCCUCACACACAAACAACCCCCCUGAACUGAGCAACAGCCCGCUCCCGAGAGCCUCCCAGCACUGCUGAUUACCAGGUGCACCAAGUUUCACUAAACCAGCAGGGUGACUUUUUACUGAUAUUUUGUGGGGAAAAUCAAUUACUAAUGAAACUAUUCAUAACACUUGCAUUACAUUCCCACAUAGUUAGACAGGGAAAGCUGAUUUUAAUGCACAGUGUGCACCUUGUUUUGCAAAAUGCACCAGUUUCAGUUAUUUCCAUGAAUGGAGGAUAGGGUGCAUUUAUCCGGAGAGUAAAUGCUGGAUUACUGUUACAAUAGGAGCUGUGAGUUGGUUGUUUGGUGCCUUGUGAGAAUGGCAGGCUAAAGGUGGUGUGAGAAUGAGGGGCUGUGGGUUUACUGAAUUCCUAUCCUGUGAGUAGAGCAUUGGUUUCUGUCUAGACAAAGCUCAGUUGUCGGGGAGACUCAGGCAGAUCUAGGACUGCCUCAGGCUCCAGGAAGUAUUGGUGGGAGAGAGUGGGCUCAUUUUUUUUCCUCCUGCUCACUUUUCCCUCCUCGGGGGAUUUCAGCAAAUGCAGUGGACUGCUGAGAGCAUGUUUUUUUUUGUUGUUGUUGGUGGUGGGAGUUUUUCUCCCAUGAUAGGGUGGAGACAGCCUGAUGGUUUUGUGCAGAGAUAUUGAAGGAAUAAAAAUCUCAUAGCUUUGAUGUCUCCCACUCAGUAGGAAAUAGCAGCCAGGCCAACCUUGCACAACAUCCAUUCAAAGGCACAGAUGCACACAAUGUAUCACACUCAUUCACAAUGUGCUGCUAUCCCAAAAAUUAGGCAACUUUUUACGAGGCAGCAAACUACAAAAGCACUUUUCUGGCUCUGUGUUUUGUGGUGCCAGUUUGUAUAGUACUAUUGUCUUGAGUGACUGUGUACAGCAAGAUAAGGCAAAGACAGGCGGCGUGACGGCUUCCACAGCGUCGGAUCAGGGAGCAGACAGGGCUGACUAAGGGCUCAUUAACUGUUACUCUCAGCUGUGCCCCGAGGGCUCCUUCUUGGAGCCGUGUGCGACGUUCCACUGGAGCCCAGACAGACGCUUGUCUUUGGGAAAUUUGUCGUGAUGACAGAAGGGUUAAAAGGUGUUUCCAAUAUGUAAUUAAUGAUAGUACAGUGGGAAAAAAACAGGGGUUACGCCACAGUCCUCAAAGUUACAAAGUCCUGCAUGCUAGGCUCAGGAAGGAAGAAUGAAAAGCAAUUAGUAAGGAGGUGUCAUUUGAGAUUGUACAAUGCAUACCAGUUUAAUAAAUAUGAUACAGGAAAUAUUGUUCUGUCCCUUACUUUAGUAUUAUAAUGAUAGUUAUUACAUUAUUAUAUAAAAAAGAAGCGUGCGCGCACACACACAACUGCUACAAGCCAACAGAUUGUAUGACUUUUGACCUCUUCAGGGGAUGAUUGCACAAUUGAACAUGCUUGAAAAACAUGCUAAAAUUACCUAACUGAGAAAAAAAAUGUCCUGAGGUUUUAACACAACAAACCUUACAAGGCACUUAAAAAGCCAUCAUUGCAGCCAGUGAAGUUGUAAUAUGACAACAUUUCUAAUUGUUGAAAUGGGAAUUUAAAUUUUUGAUUUAGGAUCAUAGGGUCUGCAAUGAACUGAUAAAUAGAGCUUUGCUUAUGGUAGGUCAGCUAGCACCACCACCCUUAGCCUUUAGAGAUCUUUGUAGGUGAACAAGUAGGUGCUGGUUAUGAUUUCUGGUCCAGUAGUUUUUUGCCAGUUAAACUACACUAAGCCUUCAUGUAUGUAGCCUUUAUUUGUUAGGGACAGAUACAAUAAACAUGAGAUUAGACUGGGAAUUAACUGGGAGCAGAUAUCCAAUGCAAUCAUCUGUUAUGAUUGAUGUUAAGCAGAUGCUAAUUUGCUACACCCAAUUUGCCACGUGAUGAGAUGCCAUAUGCCUUCAUUGCUUGUUUACAUCUGGGUUGUAAAGCAUAACAGCAGUAGCUUUUAACCAGAGCUACAGCCCUGCACCAAAGCAUAGACACAACAUAAAACUGGCAUUUUGUAAGCACAAAAUAUAAAUAUGUGUGCAUUUCUGCUCAUUAAAAUUUUGCUUGUAAUAUUGUUAGGUAUUACUUUUGUACAUUUUUCCUUAUUUUGUGCACAUAUUUUUUCAUUAGCUUCAUAAAUGAAAGCAAGGUAACUUGACAUGACUGAUCAGACUAGUGUCAAAUCACUAUUCAUUUGUUUAUUUAGUUGUUAGAAUCAGUUUUAGAUUUAUACCUCCAGCCAUUAAGCACCAAGACGCCAAGAUGUUAAAGGUCAAAAUGCAAACCUUGCAUCCUGAAAAGGGUCCAAGCUGACCACAAAGUCACAUUAUUAUAAAGAUGUGGCAUAAAAUACUCGAAAAUUCCCUCUGUGAAAUGUAGAAAAGGCCAUGGGCGCUACUGCAGGGUGUGUACAUUUUGAUAGGAUUGUUCUGAGAUUUCAAAUAAAUAAUACUAGCAGGAUUGUGUAAUUAUAUACAAGGAGUACAACUACAACAAAGAUUCCUUUUUAAAAUUUUUAUUCAUACAACAACAACAACAAAAAAGAUGAAUCGGGGUGCAGACAGACCACAACGCAGCAGAUGUUGAUGCAAAGUUUUUUUUUUGCUUUUUUUUUGCUUGUCCCUUUGACUUCAAUGAAAUAUUUUUCUGCAGCUUUUUGGAACUGACGUUGUGAAAAAAUCAUAUCCAAUUGAGAAAAGUAAAAGCACACCAAUCCAGAUCAAACCACAUGUUUUGAUUUAUUGUAUAUUAUUGUAUAUAUUGUACAAUCUUCAAGCUGUAGGACUAGUAGCGAAUUGAAAUUUGUCUGGAAGAGGAAUAAGAAAAAAAUCCACAGUAUAACAAUAGUGCCUUGGCGCAUUUGCCCUGGGGCCUGAUUUAAGGGUCAACUUCAUUUUAAAGCCCUGUGAAGAACUUUCUGUUUGUAUCAACGUUGGCGCCCCCCUGUAGAGAAAGCUCUUUUUGCUCACAUUGUCCGGUACAUGCGCAAGUGUUGGGCUCUUUUCUCUUUAGUGGCUCCUACCCCCUAACACCAGUUUCAGGCAUUGGGACCAUAAGUCUUGUUGCUGCUGAUGGUCUUGUUUACUUUUGUAUAGCAUAAAAAAGCUCUGAUAUAAAUUCAAUUUUGUUUCCAAAUUUUAAAAAAAAAAGCUCACUGUAGAUUUAAAAGUAUAAAUACAUAGAAAUGAUUACAAAAUAAAAGGUCUUGCAACACAGCUGCAGCUCUCUUUAUUACACUUGCUCAAAGAGAGUGUGGAGCGUGCAACAGGUCUGCAUGAUAACCUCCUCCCACACUCAUCUGUAUGACAGCAUUUCUGUAAUAGAAGCAGCUGCUGGCACAAUACAUCUGGCCCUCCAGAUUUAGCUCCAGACAUGCUGGAGUGUUUCCUUUGUGUCAGCUUUUCAUUUUUCCUCUCCGUCUGUCAAAUCAAAGGCAAUAUCUCUGAAAGCUAAAUCUUCGUUUUUUUGGAAAACAAUCAAAGCAGAGGAGGGAGGAAACUGCGCACAUACAUGAUGAUGUGAAGUAGAGAAGAGAAGCACCUGGUUUCAGGGCGUUUUUUUAGCCUUUUUUUUUGCUUUUCUUGCAUUCAAUUGCAAGCACAUGAAAGAAAAGUCACCAGCACUUCAAAGAGAGCUCUAAUCCAUGAAUGUUAUUCACUACACCUCUCUGCAGGGUGUGUAUGAAGUGUUGUAGAUGAACUUAUUUCUCAGGGAAUCAGAGGCAAGUUAGUCAUUGCUUUGAACUUUUUGAACUGUCUGUGACUGUCUACAGGUUGUGAGACUGGACACACACACACACACACACACACACACACACACACACACACACACACACACACACACACACACACACACACACACACACAGAGAGAGAGGAACCUGUUUUUCUGCACAUGGGGCCCAGGUGGGAGAAAAAGCAGGAUGACAGAAACCGGACUGAGAAUCUGUUGUCCCAUGGCUGACCUCACCCUGGGCGAAGGUGUUGCAUGCCACUGCAACUAGCAGGUGAAAAAUGUACAAACAAAGCUCUCAACCUCUGACUCAGCCAUGUGAAGCCUCUGUGUCCUUUUUAAGUCUGCAGCUACAACACCAACACCUUUCUUUUCAUGUCAGCUCACUCACACAGACAGAUCUUCAAGUGAUUUUGUGAAGCAGUGGUGACGUUUUUUAAUCUGUCACUUUCAAAGCCUGUGAUUGAUGAUAUUCCUGCUCAGAUUGGAGUCCUAUAACGUUAGUCACAGAUUGUCUCCACCAGAAAGCAACACUGUGUGUUGUGUUUUUCUCUUUGGGAGGCCUCUCUGUCUCUUUUCCCCUGCACGCCUGGCUGGACAGUCUGGCUCCCAGAUAGCAUCUGGCUGUCUGAGAUUAGCGCUCAUGAGGGCGCAGUUAAACUUGUAAAAGCCCUGGACUCCUGUCCCUGUGCCUCUGCUCCACACAAUGCCAAACAGCAAUUGUCAGUGUGGCACAAUACUGAUAGCCUGUCUGCAUUGUCACCACGCCUCUCAAAUGUGCCCUAAGCCUCAGGGCUUAUUGUUGAUGCAGCCACAGAUCCUGCUGCAGGAGUGGGCUGUUGGAGGCUGACGGUGUUGUUGCCAGGCAGUUUAGCAAUGUAACGGACAGAUAAUGGAGCUGCUCAGCGUCCUAUGGCCCAACAUUUUUGGAACCGGACAGCUGAUAAGUAAUCAUUUUGUCUGCCGAGCUGUCUCUCACUUCUGUUUAUCAGACACUGACUAACACCUCUGUAAUCUGUGAGCAAAAUGUACCUUGGUUUGUUUGUCCUGUUCCUCACUACAUGGUGAAUCUGAGUACAAAGAGAGUGAAUGAGGAGAUAAAUAGAAUAUGAUUCAUGGUAAUAGAAGACAGUUUGAUGCAUUUAUAUGUUCACAUUGUUCACGUCUGUGCUGAAACAUCACUCUUUGUUCCCUAAUUAGACUCUUGUGCUUUGAAAUGUGUCAUUGAAGUUAAUAUCCAGAGCACAAUUUUGCAUAGCUGUUCAAUAGACAAAAUGUGAGUAUUGUUUAAAGAACCUGUUGGAGCUCAAUUACAGACUGUAUUAAACAUGGACACAGUCUCAUGGACCUCACUCACUGGUUCUGUGUUGACAAAAAAGUGGAUGCCAUUUUUAAAAAGCGGACUUACACUAACUUUCAACAAAUAUAAGCCAUUGCCCUGUAGCCUGGCAAUUUACUACAACUACAAAAAUCUAUUUAUGCCAGCUAAAACUGGAGUUUUCAGUUGGCAACCAGAACCAAAAAUUGCUCGACUCACCACACUGUUAGUUGGCAGGUAGUAAUAAGUGCAUCAACGCUACUACUGACCAAUAACAGCUGAUAGUUAGCAUGAAGAUAGUGAUAGGUUAAUGUUACCCACCGUUUCCAUUCAAUUCAACAUCAGCAGAAGAGCUAGGUCUAGCAACCAGGGCGGGACGAUUUUGGCCAAAAAUAAAAUCCCUAUUUUUUCCUCUGAAAACUUGAUUUUCUAUUUUGAUUUUUUAUUCAGUGACAACUUCACCAAACUUCACCUUAAAAAUAAGUUUUUCUAUCAGCUCUCAAAACAAAACCACUGAAAAGCCAGUAAGUGGCAAAAGACAGAAGAAGAGAAUAGAGCAUGUAUAUAAAGGUUGUGUGGCCGGACUUGCGCAGCUGCCAUAAAAGAGUUACUGUGCUGCGUGUGACACAAUCCUAUCAAGAGGUGCAGACAGGCAUCCACACAGACAUGAAAUGGUGGUCAUUUACAGAUUUAUGCACUCUUGUACCCAUUUUUCAAAAAGUACAGUUUACAGUCAUCCAAAAUGCCAUUUUUGUGUGGAUGAGACACCGAUGUUACAAAACAACUUUUGCGUUUAAUCCUGAAAUCGUUUCCGUGUGGACAGGUUGAUAUCGCCUUCAGACAGACUUUGCAGCAGGGAGUUGUUUGAUCUUCAUCCAAAUUGUGAUGAAGAGCAAUUCCACACGACUGACUUGCUCUUGCCCCUUUUAGCCAUGAAAUUAUUAGGAAAAUUGGUUUGACGAUUUUAAUUUUUUUAACAUCAUUAUCAAAUAAUUUGACUAUGAUUUAAAAUCGAUUAAUCGAGGAAUUUGUCCUUGUCUAAUCUUGAACUUCCACGUGUGCUCAGCUGGGCUUGUACCUUCACAUAACUGCUGUCAGGGUUUCUUGGCCUUCGGGCAACAUAGCUCAGCAGAGCGGUGAAAAUCCCUCUUGUUCAUGUGCUGACUUACAAGUUUGUAAACCUGUGUCGUUUGAUGAGUGGUGUCCAACAUUCAACAAUCAUUCAAGUACACUCAUCUACCCAACAGCUAAUGUAAAAUCUCAUCUGAUCAUGUCUUAAAUACAUCAUUAUCUGUUAUGAUCAUAUCUCUUUCCUUUUUAUAAAUACUUUAUUUUCUUUAUCACUGUUUACUGAUUUGUCUGUGUUCCAGUCUGUGUACUUAGUUGUCCGCACCUUAUGUUUUCUCUGACCUGACGGGAGUGGAACUCUGUAUAAGCCCAUCAGCUUCGUUCCCUCCUUGCACUGUUUUUAAUCUGUGCUAAAUAAACAAAUAAAUAAACAAAUGUGGCAUUGACCUUCCUGCCACUCCAAGCUGACGUACAACUUACAGCAUGUCAAUUGUUGUUCUGCGCAGAAAGCUCAAACAUAUGCACAAGCCUACAUUGGUGUUUCCUUUUGCCAACUUUAUAAUAUUGCUGUGUGAACACAAAAAAGCAAAAUGCAACUACGUAUAUGCCAUUUUAUUAUCUGAAUCAGAACAAAGUCUAAUCACUACAGGUGUGAAGGCACCCUAACAGGCAACUCUUUUGAGAUUUUGUCACCUGUUAACGCAUUUUCUUUAUGAAAAUGCUGAAAUACUCUUAAUUAUUUCUACUGAAAAACUUUUUGAUGUUAACACCUGAAAAUGUCACAGAGAUGCAUGUGUGAACAGGGUACGUAUUGUCGUAUUUUCUUGAACAUUAAUACAAGAAGUGCUUUGAUGUGGUGAAUUUCAAUCAUUUGUAAGCAAGUUAUGAAUGUGUUUGUUCAGGCAUCAGAUCUAAGCAGCGGGUGUAGUUACCGUAGGGCAAAACUUGCUGUCAUAAAAUCUGUAGAACCUCCCUGUUGGCACCGUGGCAGCCCACCUGUGUAAAGCCCCACAGCCACAUCAAAGAAAACUCUCUGCUCCGAGACUUCAAAAAUACUUUCAUCAGUGCUUACAGUGUGCCACAUGUUUACAUUCAACUCACAUUAGUUCACAUGCUGGAUGCAGACAGGCACGCCACAGCUGAAGGCAUUGCAAACAUUCUUUUGGCUUGAAGGAUUUGAAAGGCUCAGUGCACUUACAAAGAAUUACACACCCAGUGACACAUCAGUGACAAUUUUCCCUGCAUGUUUGUAUAUGCUUUACUGGAUGGAGGUCUCUUUUUACUCAUGCAUGUGUUUGCAUGAGGUCUAAGUCAGAUUUUACUGCAAUAGGUACGCUACAGGCCAAAAGUUUGGAAGCAAGAUCAGAUUUGUACAAAAAAGAUCAUAGUUUCAUAUAUAGUUUGCAACACGAUAAACAUGACUAUUGUGUAAAGAGUAACUUAUCAGAAGACAUUUUGACUAUAAUUAUUAGGUAUUUGAGUUAUUGUUGCUUAGACUUUUAGACUUUAGACUUUCUUUAAAGUAACCUCCUCUGGCUUUAACAACAGCUUGGCAUAUACCAGGCAUUCGUUCCACAAGUUUUUUAAGGUAUGUUCCAGGGAUUGUAUUCCAAGCUUUCUUAAGUUCAUUAAAAAAGAGACUGCUGAUUUGUGGGACGCGUUUUUCUGACCGAUCGAUCCAGUUCAUCCCGCACAAGCUCAAUUGGAGAAUGGUCUGGAGACUGAGGGGGCCAAACCAUCUUUUCAAGAACACAUCCCUCUUCUUUUUUGUCUAGGUAACCCUGACAGAGCUUGGCAGAGCGCUUAGGGUCAUUGUCUUGCUGCAAAACAAACUUAUGAGCCACAAGUCUGAGUCCAGAUGGAGCAGCAUGGUGCUGGAGGAUGGAGUGGUACUGUUCCUUCUUCACGAUACCCUAUACGUCAAACAAAUCUUCUACUCCAUCACCUGCAAAUCAUCCCCAUACCAUGGAACUACCACCUCCAUGCUGAAUUGUGGCUGUAAAACAUGGCGCUUUCAGACGUUAACCGGUUAGUCUGCGGACAUUGACGCUGCGUUUUGAACCAAACAGUGCAAACUUGUUUCUAGUCAUCAUAGGUCAAAAUUUUGUGAGCUUUUUCACACUCAUAUCUCUUUUUCUUGUUCUGUGGAUGAAGUAGUGUUUUUUUGCAGAUACACAACCCUACAGACCAGCCUUUCUCAAACGUCACUUCACAGUUGUCAGAGAUAUGGGUUUUGACCUUGUCAUGUUGAUUUCCUCCCUUAUUUGUGGUGCUGUCUUUCGCCGAUCUCUCUUACUGGUGACAAUGCUAUGUUUAUCCUCUGCUUUUGUAGUAACUCUCUUUCGUCCAGGUCUUUUUCUAUCAUCAUAACUUCCAGGUCCUCUAGUCUCUACAGAGUGUAGUGGACUCCUUUGUUAGACACCUUUUAGGAGUUUUGCAAUUUCUCUUUCUGUGUACCCUUCUUUCCUCAAUGUACAAAUCUGUACUCUAGUUUCUCUACUCAGUUGCUUCUUUCUAGCCAUUUUUGCGGUAGUUUGAACACAGUUGAGAUUUAUUAGGAUUUGUGUAUGCAGACUCUGAAAAGCCAAAAAGUUGAAGUGAAUAAUCCAAUUGUGAUUAGUUUUUUUUGCUUUUGCACUGAAGUUGUGACUCUUGCAAAUGUUUUCAACCCUAAAUCUAAGCCCUUAUUAUCUUUUCCUGGCAUAUAUUUAGCAAUGGUAUGUUAACACCAAUGUAUAUCUAAAGGUAAAUGGAGUAAAAUGGUAAAUUUCCAUGAAAGCAACAUCUGAUCAUGGAGUAAAUACAUAAAACUAAUGCUGGAUUUUAAAAAAAAGCAUUGUGAACAAAAACUUGAAGUUACUCCCGACUGUUCGGCCUGUAAUGGCCUUGCUUCCAAAAUUUUGGCCUGUAGUGUACAUUUUUAACAUUUUGUUGUGCAGCUUCAGGUAUUGCAUAUACAGUAAAUGCUCUUCUGCUUUAAGCUUCACUGUUUGUUGCAGGAUAAUUCAAUCUAACAUGCUUUAGUGGAGAAUUUUACUUUCAAAACAGUAAAGAAAUAAAUCAAAAACUGUAGAGCAUGUGAGAUGCUAACCUUUGAAUGUAACUGGACAAUAAUUUUCCUAUUUUUAAGUCUUACAGUUAAGAUAAUUAGUCAUAGCUGCAAUUCAAGGGUAAGAUCUGAUAAGAUCUAAUUCACAAAGCACGUAACAGUGAUGAAACUCUGGGGAAGACAUGCACUUGGAGUUGCAAAUAAGAGCUGUGAGUACAUCCUUUUUCCGCUGAAAUGAGAGCCCAAUUCUCUUGAAGAUCUCAAUCAUAGCUAAUGAUGCACAGGGUGUGUGUGUGUGUGUGUGUGUGUGUGUGUGUGUGUGUGUGUGUGUGUGUGUGUGUGUGUGUGUGUGUGUGUGUGUGUGGAAGGGAGGGGGUGGCAGCUCUUUUUUAGUUUGUUUUGAAGUCCAGACUGGACUGAGGUGAAUCCAGUUUCAUAGUCUUACUAGCAGCUUCCUUUCUAGAACAAGUCUGCAACAGCAGGUCAUCCCCCUCUUGUAUAAUCUCCAGACAGUCUCCACACAUCUGGAAAAAAUGUUCCCUCAUGUACUGAAGUUGAGCUGAGGAUAGACCCUCACUGAGGCUGUCUUUAUUGGAGUAAUAAUGUUGAAACACUGUGUGCACUUGGCAUACCUAAUUUUGCUUUAUCUGCAUACAGUUACUGUGUCAGAGUAUAAGCGCAUAAGCUGUAUGCACAGUUGGAUUUUGAGUUAAGAACUAAUGUGUCCUCUUUGUAUGAUUUCUGCUAGGACUGGGCGAUUAUAUGAUCGUGAUCGAUGUUCGCAAUAAAUUUCAGUUCCAUCACGGUGAUCAGCUGUGAGCAUAUUUACUCGAUCAAACAUGGCGGGAAUGUGCGUCACAACAGCCAAUCAGAGUUGAGCUUUUCCGGCUCACUUCUGUAAGUUACCUGAGAAGUAAACAGGAGAAAUAAACUGAAUGACCUAACAUGUAGUUUAACACAGAGCUGAGGGCAGCAAAAGAGAUGUCAGCCGUGACUUUGAGUCAUCCUCUGAAGAUGUUAUUGUUGAGAAGUUAUUCAAUGUCUCUCCAAAGUGACGUCGAGCAAUUAAGCCGAUAAACCGGCAACAUAACAAAUCUGUGUAAUCAUUUGAAGAAGUACUUCCCGAGUGAUUAUGCGGGAAGCAUGAAAAUGUGAGCGGAGUCUGUACAGCCUGUCACUGCUGACGGUACGAGUAGCAUUAGCCGUUUAGCCACAACUAGCGGUGCAGCCACCAGACCAAAGCAACAAUCAAUCAUAUCCAAACCUGCCAACACUCCUGUUUUUCCCGGGACUCUCCCGUAUUUCAGACCUUUCUCUCGUCCACCCCCCGUAUUGUCAUUUCUCCCGGGAAUUUCUCGUAGCAUGGUCUGCAUACAUUCAUGAAUCAGAUCAUUAUAUUUGUCUAAAGUUUCCCGGUUUCCAGACAACCGGAGAUAGUCCUGUGUUUCUGCUGAGCCUCACAGACACUGGAUUGAUACUUUUACUUUACAGUUUGGGAUGAUUCAGGUCAGUUUAGCUGUAAACUUUAUUUAAGCAAUGUUUGUUGCAAAAUGAACACUUCGAUGAAAGGAAAACAAACGCGAGAUAUGCGAGAGUGAUGCAUUCAGGGCACCCUCAGAUAAAAAAGUGCUGUAUUUCAUGCACAGAUGUUCAGAGAGCCUCAUACGGGAGAGCAUGUAAAACAUAUGAGGACUUUAACACUAAUAUUAGUGGACUAAAUAAGUUCAAGGCAUAUGGUACCUAUUAUUUUUUUAUUACCAUUUGUUAUUGUUAAAACAAAACAAAAAAGUGUGCAGCUUCAAUUAUACUAAUUUGGAUGAGCAAUUUAAUUACAAAUACUCUCAUAAUUAGCUCAUAUCCAACAUACGAGGUCACCCUAAAACUGCCCAGCAUGCACCGCAAACAACUCCUGGAUUUCAUAACCCAAAUAUUGGCAGGUUUGCGUAUCAUCUACGUUUACUUCACCUAAUGUUUACAAUUGAAAGCAUAUUCAUUAUCCCUGAGGGGGCGAUUUGUUUAAUUUGAGUCUUGCAUACCUAAUUCUAAUUCUCUGUAUUACUCUGUAUUUAUCUACAUUUUGUUGUACUGUUGAGUUAAAAUGUUUUUUAGAUUUUUCUAAGUGUCUCUUAUUCAAUUUGCUUUGUUAUUUACUUUGUAUGUUAAUAAAAUGUUGAACUAAUCUCUAGUUUUUUUAGUUUUUAGUACAGAUGCUUUAAAACUGGCAGUUUAAAAAAUCGUGAUAAUAAUUGAGAUCGGACUAUAUGACAAAAUAUAUCGUGAUCUUUUUUUUUUUUUUUUUUUCUCGCCAAAUCACCAGGGCCUAAUUUCUGCAUUUAAACCAGCAGUAAGUGUUCCCUACAGCAUACAGACAUGACAGUGGUAUCCUUUUUUUCAUCUUAAUCUCAUCAGGUAUACCUGUGACUCAAGUCUGUUCUAGUAGGAUACCUGCAUCACUGUAGGAGCAAGAGGAUCAAAAAUAUGACAGCCUUGCAUCAGUGAAAGAGACACAUCAACACAAGUGGAUGUAUCUUACCAAGUGUAGGAGUAUUAUUACUAAUGCCACUGGUGAGAGCAACAGAAGGUUUAUAAGUUCAUCAAGUCUGAAAGACAAAUUCCAAGAUUUCAUAAUUUUCUGCCUAAUAAGACUAAAAUAGUAGAGAAAUGGUUUUAUCAUUUCAGGGAAUAUUCUGCAUAGAUCACUUCAGCACAUGCAGAAGUGACAUAACAAGUUUCAAGUGAUGUGGAAGGCUUUAGGUAUUGCCCUUCUCCAGGACUGUCUACAGAGCAUGCCGCUUGGUUAGGCUGUACAAAGCUCAAAAACCACCAGGCUUCUCUUGAGCACCUGAAGUUGAGCAGCUUUUCUUGUUUGCAAUGUCUCUGCCCUGCUCUGAGCUGGUUGGCGCUGUGUUUUUUUCGGUGAUGGCUUCACUUAUUUUGGCUAUUUUUAUUUGGCUCCAGUUGCCUGUAUGCCUGCCUGCCUGUGUCCAUGAAAUGCUCAUUACAGGCUGAAAUCCAUCAGAAUUUUUUAUACUGUAAGGAAAACUAUGUCACAGUGAUAAGUGUCAUAGUUUCAUGGCCCUGUGCUAGAGUUGGCUGAAAGCCAACUUCCUCUGUUUUUAAUAUACUCCCAAUCAACAAUAAACAGACUGAAAAAAUAAUUAAAAUAAUCAUAAUUCUCACCAGACUAGUUUUGCAGCUUUGAUUUUUUGACUUUGGCACAUUUUGUCUUGCCAUUGAUUUUAUAUGGACCCUGGCGGGACUUGCAAGACCUUUAGGAAGCUUUUGAGGGUUGAAAUGAAAAAAUGAAGAACAAGCAAAAGCAAACCUUCCCAAAUUCCAAAGAUAUUUUGGGCAGUACAGGGAGUUACUCUUUCAAAGCACAGGCAAGAAUCAUUUGAAAGAGUACAUCUAUAAACCGAGAUUGUCUAAUAAUAAAGAUUCAUACUGACGAGGCCCAUUAAAAUAAAUAUAGUCAGUGAGAAUGUUAUAAUUCCUCAAGAGCAGUUGGGUUACUGUAAAACUGGCCACACCAUGGCUCAGAAACAGAGGUUUACUUUAAAAUCAGCACAUUUGAGGAGCGGGACCUCACUGGAUCAGACAGCUCCCUGAGAAGAGUAGCACAGCAGACUCUGUGUGUGCCCAUACUGAACCACAGCAGGGGGAUAAACCAGUCCUGAUGAUGAAGUGUGCACUCUAAACUCGUUCACCUCUGCUAGACCCACUGCUGCAGCUGCUAGUACCACAUCUGGCACCUGUGGGCUGAAGGAAAGAGUCUCGGCUGUCCCCGGCUCAACACUGGAAUAUGCUGCGGCAGCUCUUUUUCCUGUGGAUCAGCUUUGUACUCGUCUGUGUUUCAAAGUCACCACAUGAACAUUUAGAUUUGCGUUUCUGAAAUCUGUUUUGAUAGGCUGUAAUUGCACUAGGCCAAAAUACAGCAUGCAACUUUCAUCUUCCAGUUAAAGUAUGAUAGGUGUCUCAUGAAUGCACAAGUGUGAGUUUGCAUUGUAGUAGUUAACUUUUGUUUCAUUCUAUAGUGCAAUACUAAAUGGUGCAGGAACACAGUUAACAACAUGUAGAAACUGCCAACAGCUAUAAUGAAGUGAAACCCUGCUUAAGACCCCCAAAACAAACAAAAGUGCAACAAUCUCAGUUGCAACAAUAGAGCGGCAAAACAGAAAACACUUUGCCUUGUUCAUGUCUGUUACAGUCUAUGAUGAUUCAAGGCCCCUUUUCAAACACAGAGAUCUGAGGGAGCCGCUGGCAUCACAAAACGUCCCUGCAGACAUUAAAAUUGAGGACCACCCUCUCUCUGAUGCAUCUGUCCCUUUUCCUGUGUCCACUUAUGCUUGACUGGUGCAGCUGAGGGCUUAAAAACUACAAAAACCACAACUGUGUUUGGGAAAAGUGGUCCAGACCAUUUGCAGCAUCUCCUCCAGUUUUCCUAGGGUGCUGGUGUUAGUGUGUAACAUUUAUUUUUAGAAACUCCGCCCCAUAUUUUAUCUUUUGUACUUUGGAGGGUAACUGGGGAUACUGCUUCCUGUGGAGGAAGCGGAAAGGAGUGGGCGAGGGGGAUUAAAGAGAUGCAUGGUCUUGUCCCCCAGUACAGAUUUGACUACAGACAAAUCUGUACUCCAUGUUUCAUCUCUCUUCCGAUUCAGCGUCCCCCCUCCUCUGUUAGAUCCUGCACCAAAGCACAGAGCAAACAUGAAGCAGACCACAUGUCAGAGAUUAUUUUUGUCAAUCCCACAGAGUUACUUUGUUGAAGGAGUGAGAGCUGCACGUUUUUUUGCAGCGCAGUUGUUGAAUACAACAAAGAAAUCCUGAUACGUUGUUUAACAACACAUGUACUGUCCUUAUUUUACUUCCUUUAUUAAAAGCUGUUCCUUCUUUCCGAUUAUUCUAAAGAAUUAUGUUCGUUCUCUAAACAAGCUGAGACUGUGCAGCCUUUCCUCUUCAGUUGUUCAGGGAGUGACGUAAUGUGGCGGUAAGAGCAAACCAUUGUGUCCUGGAAGUGGAAAUUGUGAAAGAGGAGUCAGUUAGGUUGGGCCACAGUUUUUACGCACAAUGAGCCAGUUCCAGAUUAGGUCAACUGUCACUGCUGGGAAGUUUUGAAGCUGUAGACACCUGUUGUUUGUGCAGAACCGCCUUGGUUGUGUCACAUUUAUAAUUCCUGCAACACUGUGUGUGUAAGCUGCUCAUUCAUAAACUUAAAGAUCAAUGCCGCACCUUUGUAGCACUGUUUUUCUCACAUGCAUUUUCAGAAAUUGCUAUUUCUCAGAGAUUUGAGACCUAUUUGGCUUUAGAAAAGACAUUCAUAGGAGUUGGAUUCUAUUAACAUAAUGAUUCCCAGAACCUUCACCUGAAAUGGGAAAUUUGAUUCAGACAUACCCAUCUGCAGCCCAGACUUUUAAUCAAGCACCUUUUAUUAUAUCAAAGUUCAGUUUCUUUAGAAGUCAAAACUUGGUGAUUGUUGUGGCUGCUGGUGCCCAAUCAUACUGCGCCUUCUAUUGACAACCAGGUUCUUCAUGGUUUUGGUUUAGCUCAGUGAUUAUAUCCCCCAUUCACAAGGGCUACAGUCCACAAAGCAGGUGGCCUAGUUCACAAGAAAAAUCCUGCGAGAUCAUCAUAAUUUCACUUACAGAACAACACAGUUCUAACUUCUGGUGCCUACAAUCUCUUCUGUCAAUAUAAAACAUGGAGCAAAACUACUUGACCAAUAAAUAAACAACAUUAUAAACCACCGAAUGAGCUUUACAAGAGCUGGUACCAUAAAUAUCUUAAAAGGGAUGAAAUGCAAAAACCUUUGAGCAAUUUCAAAAAUUAUUUUGUUGACUUUGCAUAAAGGUAUUGGUAGACACAACGGUAUGACUCUGUGCCUCUUCUAACCCAAAGUUACAUCUUAUCACAAAAGUCUUUGAAUGACUGUUGUUUGUUUUUUGUUUUCUUUUUGCAAAGACCAACUGCACCUCCUCUUUUCUAAUGCAGACACUUCAUGUCAUUUUUCUAUAUUUCAGGUAAGCACAGCUGUUCAAGGACUGCAAUGUCAUCAAAAAUGCAGAGCUCCAGCAGCAUCGCUCUGGCCAGGCGGACAGUGCAGCAGCUGAGGAUAGAGGCCAGCAUUGAGAGGAUAAAGGUGCCUUUAAUAUGUAGUCAUGAAACCACUCUGAGUAUCCUUGUUUUAUUACAUGCUUGUCCAGGUGGAUCACAGUGUGGACUGAUUUCUCUGCAGGUGUCUAAGGCAUCAUCAGACCUGAUGCGUUACUGUGGAGAACAUGCCAAGUAUGACCCGCUGCUCAUGGGUGUCCCUGCUUCAGAAAACCCUUUCAAGGACAAGAAGCCUUGCACUGUUCUGUAG